Phascolarctos cinereus (koala) is the source of this 3880-nucleotide messenger RNA. It is a transcript of the gene RANGAP1, whose product is annotated as Ran GTPase activating protein 1. Gene Ontology annotation, biological process: nucleocytoplasmic transport; activation of GTPase activity; signal transduction. Gene Ontology annotation, cellular component: perinuclear region of cytoplasm; cytosol; nucleus. Gene Ontology annotation, molecular function: GTPase activator activity; small GTPase binding. The record is from RefSeq and is a predicted model, not a curated record. Lineage: Eukaryota; Metazoa; Chordata; Mammalia; Diprotodontia; Phascolarctidae.
AGCCGGCGGAGAGGCCCUGAGCAAAUCAGAUCGCAGGAAAGAAACUGCCGGCUUUCAAAAAUUCUCCCUCGCCGCCAUCAUCGAUCGGCGGCCUGGAGGCGCAGGUGCUGUUGGCGGAGACUGGGGCGAGACGCGUCCUGGGGAGGACGUUUGACAAAGCGGCAGAGACCAUGGCAUCUGAGGAUAUUGCCAAGCUCGCCGAAAGCCUGGCCAGAACCCAGGUGGGCGGAGGACAGCUGAGCUUCAAAGGCGAAAGCCUGAAACUGAACACGGCAGAAGAUGCUCAGGAGGUGAUUAAACAGAUAGAGGCGUUCGAUGGGCUGGAGGCCCUGCGUUUUGAAGGCAACACAGUGGGUGUGGAGGCGGCCAAAGUCAUCGCCAAGGCCCUGGAGAAGAAAUCGGAGCUGAAGCGAUGCCACUGGAGCGACAUGUUCACCGGGAGGCUGAGGUCAGAGAUCCCUCCUGCCCUGAUCUCCCUGGGGGAGGCCCUCAUCACAGCGGGGGCGCAGUUGGUGGAACUGGACCUGAGCGACAACGCCUUUGGGCCGGACGGCGUGCGAGGCUUCGAGGCCCUACUCAAGAGCUCAGCUUGUUUCACGCUUCAGGAGCUGAAGCUCAACAACUGUGGCAUGGGCAUCGGUGGUGGCAAGAUCUUGGCAGCAGCUCUGACUGAAUGCCACCGGAAAUCCAGCACCCUGGGCAAGCCGCUGGCCCUGAAGGUCUUCGUGGCCGGCAGAAACCGCCUAGAGAAUGAUGGUGCCACCUCCUUGGCCGAAGCAUUUGGGAUCAUCGGGACCCUGGAGGAAAUCCACAUGCCUCAGAAUGGGAUCAACCACCCCGGGGUCACGGCGCUCGCUCAGGCCUUUGCCACCAACUCCCUGCUGAGAGUCAUCAACCUGAACGACAACACCUUCACCGAGAAGGGGGCAGUGGCCAUGGCCGAGACCCUGAAGAUCCUGAGACAGGUGGAGGUGAUCAAUUUUGGGGACUGCCUGGUACGUUCCCGAGGGGCCCUGGCCAUCGCCGAAGCCGUGAAGGAGGGGCUGCACAGGCUGAAGGAGCUGAACUUGUCCUUCUGUGAAAUCAAACGAGACUCCGCACUGGCCAUCGCAGAGGCCGUUGAGGACAAAUCAGAACUGGAAAAAUUGGAUCUCAAUGGGAAUGCUUUAGGAGAGGAAGGCUGUGAGCAGCUUCAGGAGAUCUUGGAAGGCUUCAACAUGGCCCACACACUGGCCUCACUCAGUGAUGAUGAAGGAGAUGAUGAGGAAGUGGAGGAGGAAGAGGAAGUGGAGGAGGAAGAGGAGGAAGAGGAAGUUGAAGUUGAGGAAGAGGAGGAGGAAGAGGAGGAAGAAGAGGAGGAAGAGCUUCAGCAAGGCCGAGAAGUGACCACGACCCCAAAGAAGAUUCUGGAUACACACGUUGGGGAACCUGCUUCCGUGACGUGUUCUCCAUCCGACAUCUCCACAUUCCUCGCUUUCCCGUCUCAAAAGCUUCUGCACCUUGGGCCCAAGAGCUCCAUGUUGAUAGCCCAGCAGACAGAUACAUCUGAUCCAGAAAAGGUGGUUUCGGCUUUUCUGAAGGUCUCCUCUGUGUUCAAGGAUGAGCUGGCAGUGAAGACAGCCGUUCAGGAGGCAGUGGAUGCCCUGAUGAAGAAAGCCUUCGAUUCAGCCGCCUUCAACUCCAGUGUGUUCAUCACCAGGCUCUUAAUACACAUGGGGCUUCUCAAGAGCGAGGAUAAGAUCAAGGCAAUCCCCAAUCUCUACGGCCCCCUCAUGGCCCUCAACCACAUGGCCCAGCAGGACUACUUCCCCAAGACCCUUACACCCAUCCUCCUGGCCUUUGUGACCAAGCCCAAUCGGGCCCUGGAGUCCUGCUCCCUUGCUCGCCACAACCUCCUGCAAACCCUCCACCACGUCUAGUCGCUAAGAGGCCGGGCCUCUGCUGUCGUUCCCCAUGAACGUUAUGACCUGAGAGCCCCUGCCCAGGCCCAGAGGACGAGUGUGUGUGUCUGGCGUCACUUCCACUGAAGAUACCCUUCCCCUCCUCCCCCCGGGACGCCGAGGGGACGCUGCUUCUGUUUGGCCUGCCGGCCCUGGCCGGGCCGGGCUUGUGGGAUUUUUAAUGACGUCUCUGUUGUGAAUCACCUCGGCCUGCCUCAGGGGAGCUGGCCUCGGACACUUGCUUCCACCCUGCCUGCUCGCGGAGUCAGUCAGUGGCCCCUUCAUUAAAUGCUGUUCCCUGCCCUCACCUCACGCCGGCCUGCCUGGAUCUCCCCUGGCCAUCGCUGCCUGUUCUGGGUGCAGCGUGGUAUCCUUAGCUGGCUCGGGGAGCUCCUUGGCCACUUCCUCUCACUAGGAAUCUCGGGAAAGGGGAGCAGCCUUAUCUCUGCCUCCCAGGCUCUGCUCCCGGGAGGACCCCGGAGCACAGUGUGGGAGGCAGACCUGGUGACCCCAGGGCCUGGCCCUUCCUAGUCAGUGACUCGGGGGCCUGUGCCCUCCCAGAGGAGCAGAAGUAGGCAGCACCUGGGUGCCUACUGUCUCCUGUGGUAGCACCAGCCUGGCCUCAGACCUUCUGCUCCGUGGAAGGAGCUGACGGGCUGGGCGCCCUCUGCUGUCCUGGGGCCUGAGCCCCGGCCCUUCGGCGGGGUGCUCAGGAAGGAGCCCUGCCCCACCUGGCUUCUUGGGACUCUGGACUGGAGCAUUCUCAACGGCUCCUCCCCCUCCCCUAUUGGAGACAAGAGACUUGAGCGAGGAAAGGUGUCCACUGUUACUUGUCUCCCUUCUAGCCCAGGCCUCGGUCCAGUCACCUUGUUAGCUGGUCACAGGGCAGCUGGGCCUGUUGGGAGUGCAGUACCCCCAGGGCCCUGAGCAGCCGUUUUCUUCUGGGCCUCAGUGGGUUCCAAGAUGGGCCUGGGUCCCCGUGGCUCUUAACCUUUUCUCUCAGCUUGCUGUGCCUGGGCCCUGCCCAGGGCUUCACUAAUGGACCAAAAUGCUGAGGAGGGAGUUCAGGGAUCCCCCAGGUUGCCCACUCUUCCCUUCACCAUAACUUAGGUUUAUCUUCUGUUUGGCACAGGGGGUCCUGGGAGCAGGCACUGGGCUCAGAGCAUGUCUGCAGGGUCCUGAGCUGGUCUCUGGAGGAGCUGCCGUGCCCUGCCUGUGGUGGUCCCCCAGCUAGCACUGGCUCUGGGGGCCAUGAGAUGCCCAUCCUGCUCUCACCUGUCCCUGCUGUCCUGUGAGCGCUGGCAAAGGUUUGGAGUAGGUCUUUGUCCAGCUUCUCUGGCCUUUACCUGGUUUUAGCCAGUGUCCAUAGGAGUGCUUGUGCCAGGGGGUGGGGGGGUGGCCCUCCUGUCAUCAUGGUGAAGGUCCGGGAGGCCUCGGUCUCCCGCUGUUCUUCCCCACGGUGGCAGAAGGAGUGGGCCCUACCCUGGUUGGCGUAACCCGGAACAGGGCCAGCGAGAGGAAUGGGGAGGAGGCAGGGCUGGGCCCCGUUGGCCUCUUCAGCUGCCUGCUUGACCGUAGGUGCUCGUGUCACGUCAGUCCUCUGCCUGCUCAAAGGGGGUGUUAGGGCAGAGAGGCCUUGGGCCUGUCUAGAAACCCCAAGGAGAGGCUCUGCAGCUGCCCAGCUGUGUGGGCCCAGGGGCUGUCUUCAGGGCUCCGGUGGGUCAGAGGAGGAGGGAAGGCUACAGUAACUCCCCCCAGUGGGCCUAGGCUAGUGUGGCUUUGGAGCUGAGGAGGCCAGCUCUGGUAGAGCCUGCCCCCAGGGUGCCUUUCGCCCCGGUACACCCGCCCUCAUCCAUGUUGGUACUUGUGCUGAUGUGUGAGUAACUGCCCUGCCUGGGCCGGGGCUUAGGGUAGUGUGCAGAAUAAAGUGCUGUGUCGCA